ACACGUGUCGAAACAGUAUUGGUCACCACAUCGUGGCGAUUUCUUCCCUAUUCCUCCAUAGGAGAUUAAAAAAAAGAAACAAAGGUAGGGCCAAAUCUGAACUCUCUUCCGCCGUCUAAACAGCCCAGCUCUCAUUCUUAACUCCCCCACGAGGGAUUCUCAUUGUCAUCUCCUUUUAAGCCUGUCUAUUUCUGAGUGCUCGAUUCAGUUUGAAGACUCCCGAUCUGUACAGAUCUGCUCUGAACUCCUCAUCUUUUAGGGAGUCAAUAAUGGGAGGAGGAUUUAGAGUGUUGCAUCUGGUCAGACCGUUCCUUUCGUUUCUGCCGGAGGUGCAGAGUGCCGACAGGAAAGUGCCUUUCAGAGAGAAGGUCAUUUACACUGUGAUCUCUCUGUUCAUCUUUUUGGUUUGCAGUCAGCUUCCACUUUAUGGCAUACAUUCUACCACCGGUGCUGAUCCGUUCUAUUGGAUGCGUGUUAUCCUUGCUUCGAACCGUGGAACUGUUAUGGAACUUGGCAUUACCCCCAUUGUCACAUCUGGAUUGGUGAUGCAACUCUUGGCUGGUUCUAAGAUUAUUGAAGUGGACAACAGUGUCCGUGAGGAUCGUGCGCUGUUAAAUGGUGCUCAAAAGUUGUUGGGCAUUCUUAUUGCUGUUGGUGAGGCUGUGGCAUAUGUACUAUCUGGUAUGUAUGGCAGUGUUAGUCAACUUGGUGUUGGGAAUGCAAUUCUCAUCAUCAUUCAGCUAUGCUUUGCUGGAAUUAUUGUUAUUUGCCUUGAUGAACUUCUCCAGAAGGGAUAUGGUCUAGGAUCUGGGAUUUCCCUUUUCAUUGCCACCAAUAUCUGUGAGAACAUUAUUUGGAAAGCAUUUAGCCCUACAACCAUCAACAGUGGUCGGGGGGCUGAAUUUGAAGGUGCUGUUAUUGCCUUGUUCCAUCUACUGAUAACAAGGACAGACAAAGUUCGAGCACUUCGCGAGGCAUUCUAUAGACAAAAUCUUCCAAAUGUUACUAAUUUGCUUGCUACCGUGUUGAUCUUCCUUAUCGUCAUAUACUUCCAAGGUUUCCGUGUUGUUUUGCCUGUCAGAUCAAAGAAUGCCCGUGGACAACAAGGGUCAUAUCCAAUUAAGCUUUUCUAUACCUCCAACAUGCCCAUCAUUCUUCAGUCUGCCCUUGUUUCAAAUCUUUAUUUUAUCUCCCAGUUGCUGUACAGGAAGUACAGUGGAAAUUUCUUUGUGAAUCUGUUGGGGAAGUGGAAGGAAUCUGAAUACUCUGGUGGCCAGUUUAUUCCUGUUGGUGGUCUAGCUUACUAUGUUACUGCCCCAGCAAGUUUGGCAGACAUGGCAGCUAAUCCAUUCCAUGCUCUAUUUUAUCUUGUGUUUAUGCUCUCGGCAUGUGCAUUGUUCUCAAAAACUUGGAUUGAAGUGUCUGGGUCUUCUGCAAAAGAUGUCGCUAAGCAGCUCAAGGAACAACAAAUGGUGAUGCCUGGACACAGAGAUUCAAAUCUACAGAAGGAACUGAACCGCUACAUACCUACUGCAGCUGCUUUUGGAGGAAUGUGCAUUGGUGCAUUAACAGUCUUGGCGGAUUUCAUGGGAGCAAUUGGCUCAGGGACGGGAAUAUUGCUUGCAGUUACCAUAAUCUAUCAGUACUUUGAGACCUUCGAGAAAGAGAGAGCCAGUGAACUUGGCUUCUUUGGCUUUUAAGCUCUAGCUGCCUCUUUUAGGGAAAUGGUAGGUGGUGCUAAUGCGUGUAAUGGCAGUUUUGUUAAACUCGAGGAUGCAAGUAGGUUCCACCUUGUUAACACCCCAAUGCUAGAGAUUGAGAUCAAGAGAACAGUUCGACAAUAUUUACUCACUUGUUAUCCCCGUUAUAGACUUACGCAUGUUAAACAGCACACAGGCAGAGAAAUUGUUAUUAUUAGAAGUUGGAAACCUUGUUUUUGCUAUUUCUUGCUUUGCAAUGAUUACAUUAUCAGUUACGGCUCUUGAAUUGAAGGUACCAUUUUCUACGGCACUACUAAAAUCUUUUGAGAUAU
Messenger RNA from Rubroshorea leprosula, 2032 nucleotides. The record is from the annotation of a GenBank genome assembly. Lineage: Eukaryota; Viridiplantae; Streptophyta; Magnoliopsida; Malvales; Dipterocarpaceae.